Cyprinodon variegatus (sheepshead minnow) is the source of this 2367-nucleotide messenger RNA. RefSeq names its product desmoglein-2-like. The transcript has 11 exons. Gene Ontology annotation, biological process: homophilic cell-cell adhesion. The coding region runs from base 92 to 2314 and encodes 740 amino acids. The record is from RefSeq and is a predicted model, not a curated record. Gene Ontology annotation, cellular component: desmosome; plasma membrane. Lineage: Eukaryota; Metazoa; Chordata; Actinopteri; Cyprinodontiformes; Cyprinodontidae. Gene Ontology annotation, molecular function: calcium ion binding.
UUUCUUCCCUCCACCUGAUCAAAACUGACAAGCAACAAACACAGCGGGACUCUGUGUGUUUACUGAAACCACUGGUCUUCUCCCAGUAACUAUGAUUCGACCAUCCCAGUCCAUGCUGGUCUUACUGCUGAUCGGGAUUCAGGCUGCUGUGUUGGUAAAAGCUCAUUCUGGAUUUAAUCUGGUGAGGCACAAACGAGAGUGGAUUAUUCCUCCAAAAACUCUGAAGGAAAAUGUUGACUAUAGUCAUCUGGAAUAUAUUGCCAAGAUCCGAUCUGACUAUUCAGCUGCAGAAGGUGUGACUUACUCCUUAGAGGGAGUUGGAGCAAAUAAGUUUCCUUUCCAUGUGUUCGUGGUUGACCCUAAUAAUGGAAAUGUUCGAUUGACCAAAAAGCUAGACAGGGAGAGUAUUGACACCUACUAUCUUCAAGGUAUUGCUACAUUCAAAAAUGGAAGCGAAGCAGAGAAAAGAAUUGACCUGAAGCUUAAGGUGCAAGAUGAGAAUGACAACGCUCCAAAGUUUGACUUCUCUGUGGUGAGAGCUUGGGUGGAUGAGCACAGUCCUAAAGGGACGUCGGUUACAACAAUCUUCGCCACCGAUGCGGAUGAACCAGAGACGCUCAAUUCUAAGAUCGCCUACUCCAUCAUCAACCAGAUACCCCACAACUAUUUCAGCAUAACCAAGGAAGGCACCAUCAUUGUUAAUAAUUCUGCAUUGGACAGAGAAGAAGAAGACACGUACAUUCUUACAGUGACUGCUGCGGAUCUGGAUGGUGCAGAAGGGGGACACACUGCAACAGGCACUGUCACUAUCUACCUCGAUGAUGUAAAUGACCAUCCCCCAACUUUGGAAAAAACAGAAUUCGAGUUAAAUAUUAAGGAGAACAUCUUUGGUGUUGAGGUGAUGAGGUUCAAAACACAGGACAUGGACCUUAAGGGUACAGAAAACUGGGAAGCUGUUUUUGAAAUUGUCAAAGGAGACGAGGGUGGAUAUUUCAGCUUUAAAACUGAUCCCGAAACCAAUGAGGGCAUCUUAUGGCUUGAGAAGCCUUUGGACUAUGAAUCCAUUAAAAACUUGGACCUGGGACUAGAAGUACGCAACAAGGCUCCACUGUUUGAUGGAUCUGGCUCCAAUGCUGAAGCUGGUAUUAGCGCAGGGGCUGGUGGUGCUGCAGGAAAUGGUGCAAGCGGAGCCAGUGGAGCCAGCUGGGCCAGUGGUGCCAGUGGAGCCAGUGGUGCCAGUGGAGCCAGUGGAGCCAGUGGUGCUAGUGGUGCCAGUGGAGCCAGUGGUGCAAGCGGUGCCAGCGGAGCCAGUGGAGCCAGUGGUGCAAGUGGUGCCAGUGGUGCAAGUGGUGCCAGUGGUGCAAGUGGAGCCAGCGGAGCCAGUGGAGCCAGUGGGGCCAGUGGUGCCAGUGGUGAUGGCAGUACCACUGGAUCUGGAGGAUCCAGUGGAACAACAUUUAAAGGCUAUUCAAUCAAAAUCAAUGUGAUGGACGAGCCAGAAGGACCUCAUUUUGAUUCAGCUGCUAAAGCUAUUCCACUCACACGGGCCCACUACUUGGACGGUUCUAAUAUCAUUGGCCAUUAUCCUGCAAUAGAUGAAGUCACAGGAGAGCCAGUGAAAAAUGUCACAUAUCUAAAAGGCUCUGACCCUCGCGGAUGGUUUAGUAUUGACCCCAAAACAGCUGAGAUCAAACUGAUCAAGAAUCCUUACAGGGAGUAUUCUUCACUGGUCAAUGGGACAUAUUUUGCUGAAAUACUCUCCAUCACAGAAGAUAUGCCCGCUAAAACAUCUACUGGUACCAUAGCCAUCCAGGUGGACAGCGGCGACUGCCCCACCCUGCCAAGGAAAUCCCUGUCUAUGUGCACAUCAAAGAACUUUGUCAUUGUUAAUGCUGAUGUUGAAAAUGCAUUAUAUAGUAGCCCACCUUUUGAUUUUACCAUCGACCCAAGUGAGACAAAAGGAAGUUGGCAAGUGGAAUGGUACAAUGAUACUGCAGCUAUUGUGAAGCCGAAGCAGAACCUUCCGCCUGGUGUCUACGAGGUGACGCUGAUGGUGAAAGACCAGCAUGGACAGACUUGCCUAGAUCCACAGAAAAUCUACAUCAUUAUCUGUCAGACUAGGAAAGUCGAUGCAAAUCCGGUUAGCAAAUUAGGAAAUGCAGGAUUAGGCGUUCUUCUUCUGGGAUUGAUGCUUCUGAUAUGUGAGUAUGACUGGGUUCUUAUUUUUUUGCAGGAUAAUGUAAAUACACAGCUUAAAGCUCCCAUUUUCUUGUUAAGUAGUUUGGGUCCCUGGAAAUCCAGGUUUUAUUACUAGGAAUUAGUCAUGAUUUUUUAUGUUUUCCACAUGAGUUUAGCAGAAUGCCUCCC